Drosophila busckii is the source of this 1439-nucleotide messenger RNA. RefSeq lists its product as uncharacterized. The record is from RefSeq and is a predicted model, not a curated record. NCBI's taxonomy places the organism in Eukaryota, Metazoa, Arthropoda, Insecta, Diptera, Drosophilidae.
UCUAGUAGCAAAGCCAAAACAAACUUCAACACAUCAAGUACACAAUCAAAAACUGUAGAACAAUAACAAUUCAAAAUGUCUAAGGGGUUAGCACCCAUGAGCAAAAAGCCAGAUGAGGGUCCACAAAUACCUUUUCCACUCCCCCCGCAAACAGAUGCCAGUCUAUGUCGUGAUGCAUUUCUGAGAGAAUUACUAAAACCCUAUGAGACAGAAGUUAAAGAGGAUGUAGAGGAUGACGUCAAGGCUGGAAUAGCUUAUUAUACUAAGGACUCUACACAAUAUAGCGAAGCUGAGGAGAUGCUGCUGAUACAGUUUAGGGAACGCGGCAGCAUUAUGAGAAGACCGGCAUUUCUAAAGCCUGCAACAGAAGAGCGACCCUUUGCACCGGAUCUUCAAUCAGCUGUUGAGACAGCGCUAUAAGAAUAUGGCAGGCCAUAAGUUUUUCUAGGUGUGCUCUAUCAUAUACAGAAGCUCAAGGAUCGGCUGCACAUUGUGGGCGCAAGAUUCAGAAUGAAGACUGCGCUGGAUCGAUCGAUGCACAUAUUCAGCUGGGCUAUUAAUCAUUACUACGAGCGCUUUAAGCAGCCCAACACUGUUUACUUGGACGCACUCGAGAAGGACUUGAGUAAGAAUCAAAUCGAGUGCUACAAGUUUCACAUGGACAUGAAGGAGAUAUUGCGACUGCUCGAUGCAGUUUAUAAGGAUGUGAAAUUGAAGCGGGAUAUAUGCAGUCACUCUAUGUUGAUUAUAAGAGAUGCAGAGCUAAACAUAAAUGAUAUAUUGAUAUCAACGGAAGCGCAAUCGGAGCAACAGCAUAUGCAGCUAGCUUGGCAAUAUCAUCAGCAUCCACGCUCGGCUGAUCCGGCACGUCAAAAAUUCAGGGCGCUGGAAGCUAAAGUCAACAAAUUCGAUUUUAUUCAUCCCAUUGAGGCGCGCUAUCGCAUCAACUGGGCCGAAUCACUCAUGCAGCAGUCCAUAGCGAAGGAUGAAGCUAAACUUAGAGUGGUAACCGAUGAAUUGCAAGAGUAUUGGCAUCUGAUUAAAGAGGGCAACUAUAUGUUUGAGAUUGCCAUAAUGGCUUAUGACCAGGAGAUUGGUAUUUUAAAAAAACGCAUAAGCGCUAUGGAACAGAAAUACGAAGCAGACUUGGAGGUAGUGGAGAACGAAUUGCAAAUGACACGCAAUAGGGUGGCCAAGGCUAGGGAAGAUCUGAAAGUUAGACAGGAGAAAGUUGUCAUGUUUCGCAUAAGAGUGGAAGAAGUUAAGGCCAUCUUUGCUAAAAUAGAGGAGGCAAAUAGAAUAUCGAUGCGUCAGUCCUCCGUGAAGCCGCCUCCCAAGCCGGAUAAGAAAAAUAAGAAGAAAAAAUAGUUUGCUUAUAGUAAGAAUAGAAAAUGCUUAGGUUAUUUUUCUUAACAGUUAGCUACAAUAAAAUUUAUUAA